Talaromyces rugulosus is the source of this 2094-nucleotide messenger RNA. RefSeq lists its product as uncharacterized. NCBI's taxonomy places the organism in Eukaryota, Fungi, Ascomycota, Eurotiomycetes, Eurotiales, Trichocomaceae. The transcript has 3 exons. Bases 1 to 2094 code for a protein of 697 amino acids. Gene Ontology annotation, molecular function: acyltransferase activity, transferring groups other than amino-acyl groups. The record is from RefSeq and is a predicted model, not a curated record.
AUGGGCAAGAAACAAACAAGUCCGGCCUAUGUUCUCGGCGUGGGCAUGACCAAGUUCAUCAAGCCCCGAGGCAAGGUCGACUACCAUGAAAUGGGAUUCGAAGCUGGUGUCAAGGCCAUGCUUGACGCGCAGAUCACAUACGACGAUGUCGAGCAAGGAGUCGCCUGUUACGUGUACGGAGACAGCACUUGCGGCCAGCGAGUCUUCUACCAGUUCGGCUUGACCAAGAUCCCCAUCUACAACGUGAACAACAACUGUUCUACCGGUUCUUCUGGACUGGCUCUGGCCCGCACCAUGGUAUCGAACGGUGCAGCUGACUGUGUUCUCGUCGUCGGGUUUGAGAAGAUGAGCCCGGGAAGUCUGCAGUCAUAUUUCAACGACAGAGAAAACCCGACCGGAUUGUUUGGAAUGAUGAUGGCCGAAACCCGGGGCGUGACGAAUGCUCCAGGUGCUGCUCAGAUGUUUGGAAAUGCUGGCCGCGAAUACAUGGAGAAGUACGGAGCCAAGGGAGAAGACUUUGCCGAAAUUGCGCGCGUUAACCACGAACACUCGAAACGCAACCCUUACUCGCAGUUCCAGGACGAAUACUCACUUGAGCAAAUUCUCAAAGCUCCCAUGAUCCACGAGCCCCUCACAAAACUGCAGUGCUGCCCGACCUCGGAUGGCGCUGCCGCCGCAGUCGUGGUGUCUCAGGCGUUCCUUGACGCCCGCCCUCAUUUGAAAGAACGGGCCAUUCUCAUUGCUGGCCAAACCAUGGCUACUGAUGACGUGUCUGUAUACGACCGCAGCGCCAUUGAUCUUAUGGGCUUCCAAAUGACUCGCCAUGCCACGCGAACGGCUGCCGAGGAAGCCGGUGUGAAUGUCAAGGAUAUCAAGGUGUGCGAACUGCACGACUGCUUCUCGGCCAACGAAAUGAUCACCAUCGAUGCCCUUGAACUGUCGGAGCCGGGCAAGGCUCAUGAGAUGGUGCGCAAGGGCGACAUUACCUAUGGCGGAAAAAUGGUCAUCAACCCUUCUGGAGGUUUGAUCUCCAAGGGCCACCCAUUGGGGGCGACUGGCAUUGCUCAGUGCUCAGAACUAGUCUGGCACCUGCGUGGCUGGGCCAACAACCGUCUUAUCAAGGGUACCUCGUCAGCUCUGCAGCACAACCUGGGCUUGGGCGGUGCUGUUGUGGUCACUAUAUACAAGCGCGCCGAUGGCAAAGAGGCAACGCCAGUUUCUUCCGAGGAGAUUGCCAGAAUCACUGGAUUAGGAUACAACCCAGCCGUUGAGGCUCGGGGCUUUACAGCAGAGCAAGCCAAGUCUGUUCUGACAUAUGCAUACAUGAUGGAUUUGGAUAUUACAACAGCGAGUAAUGAAGAGUUGAUCGAUUUCUGUAUUCAGAGAGGAAAGGAAGGUGCUGUGUUUGCCGACGUUAUAGGCGCAAUAGUGGUCAAAGUCAGCCCUACCAUCGCCGUCAAAUGGGGAUAUAGUGUGACUGCUGCCGAAGCAGCGAUGCAAGAAUUCGCUUAUAAGAAUGUGGACCAUGAAAUUGUACGAGUACCUCGGGUUUAUCGUUUUGUCCAAGAUGAAUUAGGAAGAGAGUUUCUAUUUAUGGACUACGCCCCCGGCCAGAAAUUAUCGGAUUUAGACCUCUCAAUUCACAUAGAUAUUAUACCCCGCAUCACCAAUAUCAUUGCUCACCUCGGGCAGAUAAAACAUGGACAAAGGCCAGGUCCAAUCGGUGAACGGGGUCCGCAGGGGUAUCUCUGGGGUGACGAUGGCGUGGAUAAGGCCUUUGUCUCUGUUGCACAUUUGAAUCGUUAUCUCAACAGGCGUCUAUCUUUGAGAAAUGAUUCUAUUGACUUAAGUCCAUAUCCACUCGUUCUCUGUCAUAUGGAUUUUGUUCGUCGCAACAUGAUACUUGGAGAAGACAGGAAAUCCAUCUAUCUUCUCGAUUGGGCCCAUGCUGGAUUUUAUCCGCGGUUUUAUGAACUUGCGGCGCUUCCGUGCAUGAGUCCCUACGAUGAACCCUACGAGAAGCCGCUUAUAGCAGCUGUGGAAUCAAUGAUGCAGUUGUCUGAUAAUGAAAAGCGCGAUCUGAAACUGGUCUAA